AUGGCUCUCAACCCUCAAGUGACCAACUUGGUCAUCAUCCUGUUCAUGAUGCAGGUUUCCAAGAAGGUGGCCUUCGAAGACCCCAACGUCCUGAUGGCAGUUCGCGCACUAUACGUCGUGUCCAACCUGAUCAUCGCCGGCAUCUACCUCUAUGUGCAGGCGCAGAUCAACAAGAAGAAGGAUCUCACCGUUAUCAAGUACGUCGAGCCCGCACCCAUGGGAUCGACCGAGGAGCCCAAGCCCGUCACCACUACUGUGCACGCAUACGACGCUCAGCAGCUCCGUGGCCUGUUCAAGAGUCAGCUCAUGGGUGUCGGCAUGAUGGCCGUCAUGCAUCUCUACUUCCAGUACACCAACCCCCUCCUCAUCCAGUCCAUCAUCCCCCUCAAGGGCGCCUUUGAGGGCAACCUGGUCAAGGUCCACUUGUUCGGACAGCCUGCCGUCGGCGAGCUCAAGAGACCCUGGAAGGCCUCUGGCGGCCUGAUGGGCAUGCAGGGUGCCGGUGAUAUCAAGACCGACAAGAAGAGCAUCGAGGCCGCCGAAAAAGCAGGCAGAGGUGGUGUCAAGGACGAGUAG
Molecule: messenger RNA, 576 nt
Organism: Aureobasidium namibiae CBS 147.97
Lineage: Eukaryota; Fungi; Ascomycota; Dothideomycetes; Dothideales; Saccotheciaceae
Product: inorganic phosphate transport PHO88
Exons: 3
Coding region: 1-576 (191 amino acids)
Biological process (GO): protein targeting to ER
Cellular component (GO): mitochondrion; endoplasmic reticulum
Source: RefSeq, a predicted model, not a curated record